GGCCAAACAAUUCAUGGAAGAGUAAAUGAAAGUUAUGCCGUGUGUGGGUGGCCCUACAUACCCACCACUACCCACGCACAUUUACCGCUUUUCCCGAAGCUUUCGCCUUGAAGCUUUGUCAGCUGGCGCAAAGCUUUUUGGUUGGACGUAAGGAUGUGAGAACAUCCGGAAGGAGCGAGAACGAGAUGGCAGCGAGAGAGGACGAGAGGACUCGCUGGGGAACUCGCUGAAAUCGGCAGUGGAAAGUGGAGAGAGAGGUGCGGCGGAGGCAGAAGCAGAAGCAGCAGCAACAGCGGCAGCGCAGUUACAGUUAUUGGCAACAACAAAUACAUACACAUGCACAACACUCGCACAUCGCUAUCGAUAUCCGUAUCCAGAAGAGGUCCUUUCUAGAGGCAAAGGAAAAAGUGGACGCGACUCCUUGUCGGAUCGGGCUGGAGCAUGGAAAUUUGUCACUUGCGGUUCCCCGCUGGCCCAGUGACUUCUCGCCGGAGCUAGGAGCCAAGGGCAGGAAACUGCAGUGCAGCCGCAAGAACCCACAAAAGCACACACGCACACACUGACACACGGACACACUCACUACUCGCCCACUCGACCCAGGAUACAUGGAUGGCUCUGCUCGGGAUUAGGCAACUGCCAUAACACUGAAAACCGCCAUGGCACUGGUGCACACAUUCCUGGGCACCUGGGAGAUUGUGUGCUGCACCUUCGAGGGAAAGCGGGAGCUGUCCGGCCUGGAGGGCAUUAAAUUCAGAUUAGACGACACCAGCGACAUUACCUGGUACAAUGACCUGGUCAGUCCGCUGCCCGAGUCCAAGGACUGUGGCUCCUUCUGCGAAUCGGCCAGUGUGCUCUUCAGUUGCGAGACCUUCGACGUCCACGAGGUCAAUCCACGCCUCGUUUUCGGAGCCUUUGCCGGUCACAGCAUUGAGUUUAGCACCAACACCUUAACGCCGACCGAUACCCUAGUGCUCAGCUGCGAGAACUGGUAUGCUGUGGAGUGCAAGCGGCUGCAGGAUGGCCAGGCAGCUGGCCAGGAGAAGCAACUGAGCUUCGGCGAGGCCCUGCAGGAGUCCUACUUCAGCGAUGUGGUGGUGAAGAGCUCCGGCGGCCAGGAGUAUGCCCUGCAUGCCUCCAUACUGCGGCUGAACGGGUUCGAUUGCAGCAUGUGCGUGAACAGUGCCCCGCCAUCGGCGGCCAUCGUCUGCUCCCCGGCCAGGAGCUGUCACAGUGGACCGAAUACGCCGAAUCCCAUACGCAUCUCCGUGGCGCCGGCCAACGAUGAGGGGCAUGAGAAGUCCCUGCCGCGCCUCAAUCUCUCGCCCAUUUACCUGCAGCCGCCCUGUGACUUCCAGACCAUGCCGUCGGCCGGCUUGGGUGGCCAGCGGAUGCAUCAGUUUAGCAGCAGCUUCAAUUGCCUGAGCAACGGCAAUGCCGGCGAUUCGGAAGCGUCGGUGGUCAGGACCACUGGGCUGCUGAGCCUGGAGUGCGGCAGUGGCGGCGGCGGCGGCGGCGGCAUGUACCGCCUGCCACUCACCUCGCACUCGGAUUCGCAUCUGGAGACAUCACAGUCGCAUUGCAAGAACAUUUUCAACUUUUGCCAGGAUUUGAUGCUGCAGCCGACGCCCACGCCGUUGCCGCCAAGUGCGGGACUGGCCAUCUGCAGCAUCCGGAGGCCGCCGUUGUCGCCGUACCGCGCCCGCAGUCCAUCGCCCUUUCCCAGCUCCAUGGACACGCCGCCGUCGUCGCCGCUCACGCCCGUCGGCGUCCUGUGCAACCUGCCCACCUUCCUGCUGGGCCCCAUCCUGCACUGGCUGUACACGGAGUCGCUGCUCCCCGAUCUGGACGAGGAUGUGUGCGAGAAGCUGAUCGGCUUUGCCGAAUCUCAGCCCUCGCUGACCAAACUGGUGGAGCCGACCCGCAAGUACCUGCGACUAAUACGACUCAAAAAGUUUGUGGUCAACGUUACCAUGGACCUGCACGGCAUCCUCAACCGGGUUAUACAGUGCAUAAAUCCCGGCAACAUUACCCGCGAUCCAGCCCAGCUCUAUGCCACCUUUCAGGAUGCCUUGCGUGAAUGUGCCAUUGGCUGCGCCAAGGUGCUGCAAUUCUGUAACAUCUUCAUUACGGAUGCCACGCACAUGACACGAUAUCAAAAGAACGAGAUCGUCAAGUACAUACGAACCCGCAUACCCAUAUUCAUGUCCCAAGUUCAACAGCUGCUACGGAACGUACUCGGAGUCUUUGUCGGCCUGAGUGUCGAUGAGAAAGCCGAGUUGGUGAACUAUCUUGUACCUGAAAUCGAAUCAACCUUAUUUGUAUUGACCGCUGUGAUAGAGGAAAUCAAAAACUCAUUGGAAAUCAUGUGUAAGGACCUUAAGUGUUCCCACUUGGAUCUCCCCCUACAACAACAGCAGGCAGACGAUGCGAUUGUCAUGCAAUUGCAGAUAGCGGACGGAGGUGAACCCUCGCCACGUCCUCGUCGCGGUGCUCCCGUGGGUCUAACGCUCUAUGACAACCUCACGGACAAGCAGCGCCUGAGUUCGGCGGAGAAUGACCUGAAGUUCGUGCUGUACAUGUACGAGGUACGGAAAAUGCGCGACAUCUACGGCCGGAUUGUGGCGGCCCUUGAAAUAAUCAAGGACAAGAAGAGUACAUUCUGUGAAAUGGAUUUUCUGAGCAAAAGCAGCACAAUCAACCAGAACCUCGAACAACUGAUUAUGGACAUUCCCGCUUACAUCUUCAUCGUGGAGAACCUGUCCGAUCGGUUGGACGACAAACUGGGCUGGAAGGAGUUCAAGUUCUGUUUCAAACUGGCCACCAGUCAGAUAAAUGGCGUGAUUGCAAAACUGUUAGAUCACAAGGAUGCCCUGCGAGAUGCCAUUAGUCAGAUAUGUUUGCUGGUUCGCAAACAGGAGUUCACACAGUCCGUAAUCGAGCUGGGCUUGUUGGAGGACUCCAGUCUGCUGUCUAGCAAUUUAAAAAUGGCCGAUCAUGAGAACAACCUGAAUCAGGGGCUAAGCGAUAGGGAGGAGAUGUAUCUGGAUCGCAAACAAUAUUACGAUUACAAUAGCAUUAAGUUAAAUCUCAUUCGACAUCUCUGUGAGCCACCCAUUGCGGCCAGUAGCAAUCUGUCGAAGAAUGCCCUACGCCUGCUGCACUCCACCCAACUGGCCGACAUGGAGUUCGAGGUGCACACCCAUGCCGCUGGCAAGGCGGAGCAGGCCGCCAGUGGAGAUUCGGCGGCGAGAGUCCUUCAGGUGCACAGCUUCAAGGCGCAUCGCGUGAUAGUCGCCGCCCGCUGCGAGUGGUUCAAAAAGGCCCUGAUGUCGGGCAUGCAGGAGUCCAUCAAUCGAAAGGUCAUCAUCACGGACACCUCGCCCGUGAUCUUUCGACGCCUGCUGCUCUACCUCUACGGAGCACCCAUCGAUCGUACAGUUGGCGCCGAACAGGUGUGCGAGCUAAUGCUCUUGGCCGAUCGUUACUCCAUAGAUGAUCUUAAGGAAUUGUGCGAAAAUACCCUAUACUCUUUAAUCGACGAGGACUCCGUGGUCUGCCUGCUGGGCAUUGCGGAUCGCUAUAUGGCCACGGCCCUGAAGUCCAAAUGUCUUUCCUUUCUCUCGCAACAUGCGCAACUGACCAAGUGUGAAAUAUUCAAGGAAUUGCCCCAGACACUUCAGCUAGAGGUUAUGGAUUUGAUACAUUGGUUUGGACGUGUCUCCGAACCGUGGAACGAUUCAAGGGGCUUCAAGCCGCGCAGCAGCUCGCGCCACAGCCUCAAGAGUCCUUCGAAGCCGCGCUCGCGAUCCCGCAAGUCCUCGCCCUCCUACAUGUGACGCCGACAAAGCGCCAUUGAACACACGAAUGCCAACUUCUUGUGAUAAUUUUAGAAGACUUCGCAAUCCAGAACCGGAUAAAAUAGUCAAUAAGGAGCAGGGAACGGAGGAGAGCAUGGAGCAUGGAGCAUGGAGCAUGGUACGAUAGGCCAGGGCAAGGGCAAAGGCAAAGGCAAAGGCAAUAGGACGAUAGCGAGGAGGAUGAGAAAGAUGAUGAGGAUAUUGUCGAAAUCAGUUACAGGAAUGACCGGGACUCUAGCUCUCGUCUCUGCCUUGGAGCAGAACGACUAACCACAAUAUCAAGCCAAAUAGCAAAAGGCAAACAUGACCUGAUUUUAAUGAGUUUUACUUAGUUCACUAGUAGAUAGAUAGGAAUUCGGCGUGCAUGACUUACAUACAUUUAAAUUUCACUCUAAUUAAUUGAUUUAUGUAGGAAACCUGUUUCCCCAAGACAACUGUGGGUGUUAGAAUUAAACUUGAAUACUUUGGUAUUAUACAUAUACGGACAACUAAAAUCGCAACUCAAAAGAUCGAAUAGAUUUAGACAAAAAGGAUAGUAACAAACAAUUGGCAGUUACGUUAUGUAAAUACACAAACGAUUAGUAUAGAAAGGCGUUUCGCAAAACCACUCAUUUAUUUUCACGUUUUUCAUUUUGUGGUCGGUCCACUUGUGAGGUAGGUUAGUUGUACACUUGUAGUCUGACGGGUAGGUAGAAUUUAGUCCUUUGGAAAAGCCAAAAGGAAUAAUUGUUUUGUAUUGGGCGAACGCAUAGUAAACAACGAAACUUCGGUCCACCGAAGAUUAUGUGCUACACUCUAUUGUAAACUAACUAGUGUAUUUUGACAUAUAGAAACAUAUUCAAUUUAACAUUAGACUAUUAACCGCGAGACCUAUCCCCACAUAGUCUUAUGGGUUAGGGGCGGAUUUUAAGUAACGACAGCAGCGUAUUUUUUCAUUCGUUUUGAAAGCGUAUCAAAUUAACAAAAUAUAUGUACAAAUAUGAUGUGUAAAUUAUAUUAUUGUACUAAUUCAAUACAUUUCUUGUUGUCUUUUUAAAACAUA
Molecule: messenger RNA, 4899 nt
Organism: Drosophila elegans
Lineage: Eukaryota; Metazoa; Arthropoda; Insecta; Diptera; Drosophilidae
Exons: 13
Coding region: 657-3836 (1059 amino acids)
Biological process (GO): regulation of proteolysis; proteasome-mediated ubiquitin-dependent protein catabolic process
Cellular component (GO): nucleus; cytoplasm
Molecular function (GO): ubiquitin protein ligase binding
Source: RefSeq, a predicted model, not a curated record